AUGCCUUCACUAAAGGACCUCAAUUGCGCCAUCGAGCUAUCCGGGAGUCAACAAGCACUGCGAGAGUUCGGCACCAUAUACGGCGACGGUUUCGUAGAAACCUUCGUCUCCGUACCCAGCAAGCCACAGUCUUUCUCCAUUCACCUCACCUCCAAUAAGUUCAUCGCUCCGGGCGUCGCCAUCUUCGUCUACGUCGACGGCGUUUAUCAGUGCAACCGCAAUAGGCAGGAUUUGAAGCUACGGAAGCCUUCCGAUAGUCGCUCUCUUGUCGACUUUCGCGUAAGGCAGAAGGAAGAGAGGCAGAAAGAUGGGUCGAUGAUUGCGAGGGAGUGGGCUUUUGAUAAACUCAACAUUGCUUCGGCGGACGAUGCACCGAACAUUUGUUCGCCAAACAUUCUCGACAACAUAGGCUGUAUCGAAGUCGUCGUUCUACGAUGCGCCGGUACGCGCAAUGCCAAAUCUGCCUCAACGAUGAACUUUGAUGGAGCAGGAGACUUUCCCGAUCGCCAGUUUGGCGUAGACGAUAGCUCAUCGCCAUCUAACGAGAGGUCUAUGUACGAUGACCGAGGACCAUUCUUCAACAGCUUCGGCAAUGGCCACGGUCCACCGCCGCCGGUGCCUUCUUAUCGCUCGCCAUAUGCCGAAACGGCUUUCUCUUUGCGCGAUCACCAGAGCGAACACGGUCCAAGCUGGGCCAAGUCACAGCCUGGCUGGGGCGAACGACCUCCACGAACUCCGUACGCUCCGUCAAUGAAGGACUUUGUUCAGAGUACAGCGGGUGAGAAAGUAGGAGGCGGGCGAUCACCUUCGGCUGUGUCUUGGGGUAGCGGUAAGAAAGAUCACACUGUCAAACCCUCUUGGGGCACAGAGACUGAGAAGAUCACCGGAUGGGGCAAGAACAGUGACAACGGCUGGCAUAAUAAGACCCCAAAGCAGAAUGACAAGCAAGGCUGGUACUCAACCGAUGAUGAUCAGCCCGGAGGCUGGAACGAAGCCCAUGACAACAACAAGACCCAAGCUGAUGAUGGCGGUUGGAACACGAAACAGAUUGGUUGGGAUAACCCCCCGUCCUCACCAAAACAAGAGCUAGUGGACAAGAUGAACGACUGGGCCGGUCUCAAAUCCGCCUUGACAUCCGCUUUUGCCAACCCACCAGCACCAGCACCAGCACCAGCACCAGAACACGCCUGGCCAACCCAAUCAUGGAGCUUUCCCGCCGACAAUGCCGUAAAGCCCACUCUUCAACAGCCAACGCCUACACCCUUCGCCUCCGCUCCAGUACCGCCAGGCCCGGCAUCGGAGAAAGGCAGAUUACCUACCCAACGUAUGAGCAACAAAACCCUCUCUCGAUACCGACCCAAUCACAACUUCCCCUCUCGCAUCCAUCCCAAACCCACACCCAAUUUCACAGCGCAACCGCACUGGCAGUUCCCUCCUGCGCCAUCUACCUCUACACCUAAAAACGUCCUGCACGCCUCCUCCUCAAACGAUACAUACAUCGCACCAGCCGAACCGCGCCUCACCAUCAGCAAAUCCACGUCCAGCAAAAGCGGUAUCGAACACGCCGUGCGCGCAGGCAAGGCGACAGAGUACGGUCAUGUUGUCGGGCGACCUGAGUAUCUGGAUAGGUUAGAGAAGCCGUAUGCGGUAUUUCGGUUUAAGUAUCGGAGUGAGGGGGUACUGAAAGGACUGGGUGUACUUGGGGAGGGUGAUAUGAAGCAUGAUGGGGAUGCGGAGAAGGAGAAAGCAGAGAAGUUGAAGUGUGUGCCGCAGGAGGAGUUGAUUGCGAAGAUGUUGGCUUUAGAGAGGAAGUUGAAAGUCAAGGAUAACGGAGAGGGUACUACUGGUGGUGGGAAGGAGAGGAAACCUAGUAAGACUCACGCCGACAAGGAGAAGCAGAAGUCGAAGCAGAGGCGGUCGAGUGAGAAAACGGAUGCGCAUGGUGAUGGCCGGGUUAAGGAUUUUACGGAACAGUGGGUUGAGCGGCAUUCGAGAGAUCCGAGUGUGAAGGCGAAGAGUGCGGCUGUUAAGGAGGUGGGUUGGGAGGGAGAUAAGGAGAGGAAGGAGAAGGAAGUAGUGGGAACGUGGGGACAGGAUGCGAAUGAGGGAUGGGGAGGUGGAGGUAUGACAUGGUAA
This is a messenger RNA of Alternaria triticimaculans, 2136 nucleotides long. RefSeq lists its product as uncharacterized. The coding region runs from base 1 to 2136 and encodes 711 amino acids. Lineage: Eukaryota; Fungi; Ascomycota; Dothideomycetes; Pleosporales; Pleosporaceae. The transcript has 4 exons. The record is from RefSeq and is a predicted model, not a curated record.